Teleopsis dalmanni is the source of this 2445-nucleotide messenger RNA. Its product is annotated as ras-like protein 2. Gene Ontology annotation, biological process: signal transduction. Gene Ontology annotation, molecular function: GTP binding; GDP binding; GTPase activity. Lineage: Eukaryota; Metazoa; Arthropoda; Insecta; Diptera; Diopsidae. Bases 154 to 765 code for a protein of 203 amino acids. Gene Ontology annotation, cellular component: plasma membrane. The transcript has 3 exons. The record is from RefSeq and is a predicted model, not a curated record.
AAUAAAUUUUGACAGUCGAUGUAUUAACAAGCGAGAGGCAUCAGUAGUUAAGCGAAUAUAUUUGGGUGUGAAAAUAUUUUCUCUGACUAGAUUUUUUGUUGUCCUUAUAAGAACAGAAACUAUUUGUUUAAAUUUGAAUAAAUUUCAUUAUAAAUGUCGCGUUACAAUGGACCGGGAACAGGAUCAUCACAAACUCAAACCUAUAAACUUGUAGUUGUUGGCGGCGGAGGUGUUGGAAAAUCUGCAAUAACAAUACAAUUUAUACAGAGUUAUUUCGUUACUGAUUACGAUCCAACAAUUGAAGAUUCCUAUACAAAACAAUGUGUAAUUGAUGAUGUACCUGCCAAAUUGGACAUACUAGAUACUGCCGGUCAGGAGGAAUUCAGUGCUAUGCGAGAGCAAUAUAUGCGUUCUGGUGAAGGAUUUUUACUUGUUUUCUCAUUAAACGAUCAUUCCAGUUUUGAUGAGAUACCAAAAUUUCAAAGGCAGAUUUUGCGGGUUAAAGAUCGAGAUGAGUUUCCAAUGUUGAUGGUUGGUAAUAAAUGUGAUUUGGAGCAUCAACGUAGAGUUUCACUGGAAGAGGCACAAAAUGUAAGCCGAAGUUUACUUAUUCCGUACAUUGAGUGCAGUGCUAAACUUCGCAUUAAUGUUGAUCAAGCAUUUCAUGAACUUGUACGAAUUGUAAGAAAAUUCCAAAUAGCAGAACGACCAUUUUUGGAGGAAAGCUAUAAAAAGAGAAACAAAAAGAAGUGUUGUCUCUUGUAAUUGUUAAAAUAUUUAUAGAUCUAUUGAUUUUUUUUUAUUUUUUGAUUGAUGAAACAUAUGCUGCCAGACACUUAACUAACAAAAAUUAACAAAACAUCACCCAGUGAUAGGUCAAUUCGACAACUAUUUGAAAAAUUAAAGCAUAAAGGAAGCAGCUGGAAAUACUCUGCCAUUAAGGAAUUUAAUUUCGACUUAUGUGGUUAUGUUUAAAUUUUAUCAUACGUAUAAACAAAUUAUAAAAUAUUUUAUAAAUUAUAAAUAUCUAUAGAAAUUUAGCCACCGUGGUCAUAUAGGGAUUUAUAUACUGUUAAGUCUCAUAUUCAACCGGUGUUUCUACAACCUACGUUUGAUACGAUAGUAAAUCCAUAAUGCUUGCCGGCAAAUAUAAAGGUGUUAUUCAUCUGUCGUGAUACCUUAGUGUAAACAAAAGUAAAAAAUCGUGCCUAUUGGCUUCUAAAAGAACUAGGAUGUAUAAUAUAAAUUUACUAAUUAUGAACUAGGAAUUUAUCCGCAACCACUUUUUGUGUUGAAAAAACAUCCCCAUUUGAUGUUACGAUGUCCUCAACAUCUAACAUAGUAGCUUUUAUUCGAAGAGAAUAAUGUCUUCUGUUUAGUUAAAGUCGGUUAGAAGCACAAUUGAUAAACCAUAAUAGCAAUGCUCCGUCGCACUGGGAGCCAGUGCCAUGUAUAUCCACUAUUCUAUUUUAUUUUACUAGAUAUAAUGGAUUAGUUAGGAUAAGAUUUCGAAUAAGUUUUCAGAAACCUCCUUUUUAAGUAAAUCAUUGUAUACGUCCAUGGAGUGCAUGUUUACAUUGUACGAUCAUCGUAUGUAAGUCUACCAGUAUUCACGAUUUUUCCGCACUGUCCUGUUGAAUUGAGUUCAUUUAAGUAAUCAACCCAACAGAUCUGACAUAACGUGAUAAGUUACAAUAAACUCUUUAACGCUGAGUGCCAUUGGAACUCAAUUACGCUAUAAUUUUUCUGAAUUUUAUUUAAUUAACGUGAUAUGUAUGCUACUCAUUGUUGAGUUUUUAACUUAUCUAUUUGAAACAGUGGUCAUCCCACACCUUUAGUUAACGUAUUGCAUAUCAUAAUAACCUGUUGAUCAAAAUUAGAAUUGGUAAUAACACUAACAUAUUGUAUUUAUAGGCAGGAUCGACUUACUUAAACUCUCGGCUACUUUUUUUAAGGAGCACCAGCUGAUUUUCAAACCUACCAAUAUGACUUCUAGGUUUAAUUGUACUGUUAAAAUCUCUUGUCUAUUAACCUACAUAUUUUUUGAGCUGUGUUACACAAUCCAAAAGGUAUGAUAAUGAAGUUUUCUAUCAGGGAUCACGAAGACCUGUUAGGAAUCCUAGAUUUGUCUGCUAUUUUGAUUUGCCAGUAAUUAUCCUUCAAAUAGAAAAACCUCCCAAUAUUUGCUAACGAGCAUACCGGCUUGCUACCGUACCAAACUGACUACGGCGAUACACUUGCUGAAAAUGGAACUUUUCAAUGCAUAAUUAGGAAUACCAACGAAACAUUUCGAAUAUAUUUAACACAAAUAAAAACAAAUUAAAUCAAAACUUAAUACAUAUAAAAAAAAAUUCUAAAACAAAUUUUAAAUUUAAUUUAACAAAAGACUAACAAAACGCACCGUAAUACACCAAUUAAUGUUAGAGAUUUAUAAAAAUUGCAUUA